AACAGUAGCAAAAAAGAGGGCACUUUUAUUUUCAUUGCAGCCAUUUUUGUGAGGCUGAAGAAGACGAUUGAGGAUUGAGAAUUGAGAAUCAGAUGUGGAGGCCUCGUUUGCUUGAUGUUCAUGCUAGGACCUUCUUCCUUCCAUCUCUCUCUUUACCAUCGACCACCUAUCUUAAACCUUACCGAACAUCCUUCAAGCUUGCCAACCCUAGUGCCGCCAUUCUCACAGUACCCAUACGGCCGACUUUACCUCCUCAAUCUUCCUUACUCUACCACUCUCAAGCCCUAAUUCUCCGCCGACCUUCAUAUUCCUCCAUUUAUGGUGGUGGUAAUAGAAUUUCCUUUUCCGCAUUCACUUCCGACCCUUGUUUUUCUGUUCCCAAGUGCAUUUCUUCGUUGGUUAACAUAGAAGAUUGGAAUGAGCCUGUUUCGGCUUCGUCUGUUGAGGUUAGUGAUGAAGGCGAACUUGAGGAGGAUUCGAAGUCCCCAAUUUCUGUCAGGGCAUUCUUCUUUUCUACCAGUGUGGAUUUAAGGGGAUUAGUGGAGCAGAACAAAUCCAAUUUCAUUCCGCCAACGUCACGAAUGACUAACUAUGUUGUUCUUCAAUUUGGAAAUCCCAAGCCUAUGCCGCAUGAUGGUUUUGGUGCCGGUUUAAGUGGAAGUGACUGCUGUUACAUGGUGGUUUUCCAAUAUGGUUCAAUUGUUCUGUUUAAUGUCCGUGAACAUGAAGUUGAUAAAUAUCUUGGAAUUGUUCGUGCACGUGCUUCAGGACUUCUUCCUGAGAUGAGAAAGGAUGAGUAUGAAGUGAGGGAGAAACCAACUUUAGGAACAUGGAUGGAAGGUGGAUUAGACUACAUAUCGUUGCAACAUCUGAAUAUUGAUGGGAUUCGAACUAUUGGAAGUGUUCUUGGUCAAAGUAUUGCUCUUGAUUACUAUGUUCGCCAGGUUGAUGGCAUGAUGGCAGAAUUCACUGACAUUAACCGUGGGAUGGAGAAAACUGGAACAUUCACGAUGGAAAGGAAAAAGCUUUUUCAGUUAGUGGGGAAAGCAAAUUCUAAUCUGGCAGAUGUUAUUCUUAAACUGGGACUUUUUGAGAGAUCAGAUAUUGCUUGGAAGAAUGCUAAAUAUGCUCAGAUUUGGGAAUAUUUGAGAGAUGAAUUUGAAUUAACCCAGAGAUUCGCGAGCCUGGACUUCAAGUUAAAAUUUGUGGAGCAUAAUAUUCGGUUUCUUCAGGAGAUUCUUCAGAACAGGAAAUCGGAUUUCCUAGAAUGGCUCAUCAUUAUAUUGAUUGGUGCUGAAAUCGUCAUCUCUGUUUAUGACAUCGCCCACAGGUCCUCCUCUCUAUAGAAGAAUCAAAUUACAACACUAUAAUUUAUCUGUUGUCAUUGGAGUCCCCCAUCAUCCACCCUAUAAUUUAUUUUAAAACCCUUGAAAUAGUUCACUAGUAUAUUGAUAGAACAAGUUCUACAGUUUUGAUUGCA
This is a messenger RNA of Impatiens glandulifera, 1480 nucleotides long. RefSeq names its product protein RETARDED ROOT GROWTH-LIKE. The record is from RefSeq and is a predicted model, not a curated record. The transcript has 7 exons. Lineage: Eukaryota; Viridiplantae; Streptophyta; Magnoliopsida; Ericales; Balsaminaceae. The coding region runs from base 93 to 1346 and encodes 417 amino acids.